UACAAGAAACAACCAAAUUAUGAUGGGUAUUUUUUCAAAUUCAUAUCUACUUGUAGUUUCAUUAUUCAUUUUCUCAGUCUCAUUUGGAACUUUAUCAACAACCUCAGAUAUUCAUGAAAAUUUUCUCCAAUGUCUUUCGCUGAAUUCUCAUACUUACACUCCGACCUACACAAAAAGCAAUCCAAACUACACAUCCAUCUUGGAGUCCAAUAUAUAUAACCAAAGACCUUUAUCAUCAUCCACCAAUCUCAAACCCUUUCUUAUAAUUACACCCUUGCAAGAGUCCCAAGUUCAAGCAUCUGUAAUUUGUUCGAAGAAACAUGGAGUUCAACUUAAGGUUAGAAGCGGAGGUCAUGAUUACGAAGGUCUCUCUUAUGUCUCUGAUGUUCCAUUUGUAAUCGUUGAUAUGAUAAACCUCCGAGCCAUCAACGUAAAUGCAAAAGAUGGAACCGCAUGGGUUCAAUCAGGUGCAACGUUAGGCGAACUUUAUUAUAGGAUUGCAGAGAAAAAUCGAACCCUUGGUUUCCCUGCAGCUGUUUGCACGACGGUUGGUGUGGGUGGACAAUUCAGUGGAGGUGGGUAUGGUUCCUUAUUAAGAAAAUAUGGCGUUGCAGGUGAUAAUGUCAUCGAUGUUAGAAUAGUCGAUGCGCAUGGACAAAUUCUCAACAAAGACACCAUGGGCGAGGACUUGUUUUGGGCUAUUCGAGGAGGUGGAGGAGGAAGCUUUGGAGUAGUUCUUUCAUGGAAGAUCAAGUUGGUUCCUGUGCCACCUACUGUGACUAUGUUUACCAUCACCAAAACCUUAGAAGAAGGUGCAACUGGACUUGUUCACAAGUGGCAAGAAGUUGCACCAAAAUUUCCUAAUGAACUCUUCAUGAGAGUAAUCCUCACUUUGGGUACUUCUACUACUCAGAAAGGAAAGAAAACAAUCCAAGCAUCAUUCAACUCCAUGUACCUAGGAACUACUACCAAACUCCUACUUGUGAUGAAAGAGAGAUUUCCUGAGUUGGGUUUGACAAGUAAAGAUUGUACUGAGACGAGUUGGGUUCGAUCAACGCUAUAUUUCGGAAACUUUCCCGUGGACGGUCCUCUUAAUAACUUACUGAGCAGAAGCAAAGCAGCGAACACCUUCAAGGCAAAAUCCGAUUACGUAAGACGCCCCAUUUCCAAAAUUGGACUAGAGGGGUUAUGGAGAAGAGUUUUAACAAAAGAGAAUCCUGUCAUAAUAUUCACUCCUUAUGGUGGAAGAAUGAAUGAGAUUUCAGAAUCAGCAAUUCCAUUUCCUCAUAGAAAUGGAACUCUGUAUAUGAUCAUGUAUGUGGUGAUAUGGAACAAAGAAGAAGGGGUGGAAACAUCUAAAAAGUAUCUUACCUGGAUGAGGAAUCUAUACAGAUAUAUGGCUCCAUUUGUUUCAAAAUGUCCAAGAGAAGCUUAUGUCAAUUACAGAGACCUUGAUUUAGGUCAAAGCAAGAAUGGCACUGCAAGUUAUCUGUCAGGUAGAACUUGGGGUAAAAGGUACUUUAAGGGGAAUUAUAAAAGGUUGGUUCAAGUGAAAAGCAAGUUUGAUCCUGAAAAUUUCUUUAAACAUGAACAGAGUAUUCCUUCUAUUGCCUCGUAUAGAAGUACUUAUUGAAGCAUGCACUAGAGAUGCUAAUGUAUCGUAACCAAAUAAGUAAUAUUCUACUGUGAAAUCUGUCAAAACUCAAUGAUCAAAUAAUGAAGUUCUUGCUAAUUCAUGUA
Molecule: messenger RNA, 1740 nt
Organism: Papaver somniferum (opium poppy)
Lineage: Eukaryota; Viridiplantae; Streptophyta; Magnoliopsida; Ranunculales; Papaveraceae
Product: berberine bridge enzyme-like 15
Exons: 1
Coding region: 20-1633 (537 amino acids)
Molecular function (GO): FAD binding; oxidoreductase activity
Source: RefSeq, a predicted model, not a curated record